Brassica napus (rape) is the source of this 2411-nucleotide messenger RNA. Its product is annotated as ATP-dependent DNA helicase Q-like 2. Gene Ontology annotation, biological process: double-strand break repair via homologous recombination; DNA replication. The record is from RefSeq and is a predicted model, not a curated record. Gene Ontology annotation, cellular component: cytoplasm; chromosome; mediator complex. NCBI's taxonomy places the organism in Eukaryota, Viridiplantae, Streptophyta, Magnoliopsida, Brassicales, Brassicaceae. Gene Ontology annotation, molecular function: four-way junction helicase activity; 3'-5' DNA helicase activity; ATP binding. The coding region runs from base 52 to 2253 and encodes 733 amino acids. The transcript is spliced from 19 exons.
GCGACGCCGACGACAAGAGGGUAAAACACACACACACACACCGGUGAACCAAUGGAAAGUGAAGCGAUUCAGGACGAGCUUCAAAGCUUAGAGCUCGAGAUCAAAGAUGUUCAAGGUCAGAUAAGUGCUUUGAUAGAGCAUCAAGACAGGUUGUACGAGAGAAAGUCUGAGCUUAAGACAUUGUUAAAAGCAGUUGCAGCUUCAGUAACACCUGUCGCAUCUUCUUGUCCUGAUGGCUCGAGUGCUGUGGAGAAUUGGUCCGAGCCAUUCGAGUGGGAUUCACGCGCUGAUGACAUUAGGUUUAACAUUUUUGGCAUAUCCAAAUACAGAGCUAACCAGAGAGAAAUAGUUAACGCUAUAAUGGCUGGUAGAGAUGUACUGGUGAUCAUGGCAGCAGGUGGGGGGAAGAGUCUUUGCUAUCAGCUUCCUGCUAUACUUCGUGGUGGUACAACUCUUGUUGUCAGCCCUUUACUUUCACUCAUUCAGGAUCAGGUUAUGGGUUUGGCGGCUCUAGGGAUUUCAGCUUACAUGCUGACUUCUACUUCUGGCAAGGAGAAUGAGAAGUUUGUGUACAAGGCACUUGAAAAGGGUGAAGAUGACCUCAAGAUACUUUAUGUGACACCUGAAAAGGUAUCAAAGAGUAAAAGAUUCAUGUCGAAGCUUGAAAAGUGUCACAAUGCUGGUCGCCUCUCUCUUAUUUCAAUUGAUGAGGCUCAUUGUUGUAGUCAGUGGGGUCACGAUUUUCGGCCUGAUUACAAGAACUUGAGCAUUCUUAAAACUCAGUUUCCCAAAGUUCCCAUGGUGGCUUUAACCGCAACUGCUACACAGAAGGUCCAAAAUGAUCUGAUAGAGAUGCUGCAUAUUCCUAAAUGCGUCAAAUUUGUUAGCAGUGUUAACAGGCCAAAUCUCUUUUACUCGGUGCGAGAAAAGUCGCUGGUUGGUAAAGCUGUGGUUGAUGAGAUCGCAGAGUUCAUACGGGAAUCAUAUUCUAACAAUGAAUCUGGAAUAGUUUAUUGUUUCUCUCGGAAGGAGUGUGAACAGAUUGCAGGAGAACUACGAGCAAGAGGGAUCUCUGCUGAUUAUUACCACGCAGAAAUGGAUGUAAAUAUGCGAGAAAAAGUUCAUAUGCGAUGGAGUAAGAACAAGUUGCAGGUCAUUGUUGGAACAGUAUGUUGCCUUCGGCAUGGGAAUCAACAAACCAGAUGUCAGGUUUGUUAUCCACCACAGUUUAAGCAAAUCAAUGGAGACUUACUAUCAGGUUCUAGUCACCUGUCCACUAAAACUAGAUGUGGUUAUGAGGUUGCUUCUUAUCACCAUUACUUUAUACUGCAGGAGAGUGGUCGUGCUGGUCGUGAUGGCCUCCCAUCUGAGUGCGUUCUCUUUUUCCGUUCGGGUGAUGUUCCCAGGCAGAGUUCCAUGGUCUUCUACGAGUAUUCUGGUCUGCAGAAUCUCUACGAUAUAGUACGAUACUGUCAGUCGAAAACAAAAUGUCGUCGAAGUGCUUUUUUCCGUCAUUUUGGAGAGCCGUCACAAGAUUGCAACGGAAUGUGCGACAACUGUGCCUUGUCAAGUGAGGUCAAGGAAGUUGAUGUAUCGGACCUAGCUAAGCUCGUGGUUUCUAUGGUGCAAGACAUGCAAGCUAAGGAUCAAAGAGUGACAAUGUUGCAGCUGGGUGACAAACUGAGAACUAAGCACAAGGAUCUAAGUGCUGAGCUAAAGAGAGAAGAGAUAGAACAUCUCGUGAUAAAACUGAUUGUUGACUCGGUAUUGAAAGAAGAAUUCCUGCACACACCAUACUCGACAAACGCCUAUGUAACAACGGGACCGUUGGCAAACCAAUUGUUGCAAGGAAGAAAGACGAUCAAAACGGAAACCUCAAGCAGACAAAUAAACAAGAAAUCGAAAAGAAGUAGUUCAUUUUCUGGAUUAGAAUCCAAGCUUGACGAGCUAAGGAAAGAGAUAUCUGCUGCUCAUGGAAGCAUGCUCCCUCACACUGUCCUCUCAACACAGCAGAUUGGCUUGAUAAGUUCCCAGAAACCAGAUUCAUUACAAGAGUUGGAGAGCAUAAUAGGAAAACUGAAAACAGACAAGUACGGAGACAAGAUUCUAGAAGUGAUGAGACAUGAUACGGUCUCUGAACAACUUGUUGAAGAUGCAACAAAGGAAGAGACAUGUAAAAGCAGAUCAAGUAAAAGAGCUAAGACACAGAAGAAUGUUGUUUUGUUAGAGAGCAGCGAAGAAGAAGAAGCUUGAUGAAUCCGGUUUGGAAAAAUUUCAGGUCGUCGGCAAACCGGUAAUACACCAUUCUUUAUGCAUUAACUAUGUACUGCGAAUUGGCGUUUAAGGGAUGCUUAAUCGAUAUACACUUGCACCUUGUUUUCCAAGUGAUAAUCAUACCAAUGAUUCUGUUU